AUGGCGCUUCCUGAUUGGAUUGUAACACUGGCUGCCACCGCAUCCUUUUGCUGUUUCUUCUAUGUAUGUGUUCGCUACAGACGCGGAGGACAAGCUCUCUGCAGGAAAGUGUCCAGCACAGUAAUGGCCCGCACCGAGAGGCCCUUGUUCCGAAUUGCGUACACGCUCUACACUAAGACCAGGCUCGGAUACAUGUACUACAAGAGACAAAUGAGGAAAGCCAGAGAACAUUACCCUCUUGGACACUCCACAGCUCAGCCCAUGGAGUGUAAUGGUAUCAAAAUAAUUCCUAUCCCGGUACUGUCCGACAACUACAGCUAUCUAGUAAUUGACACAGCCUCCAGUGUUGCAGUAGUUGUCGACCCUGCGGACCCGCAAACAGUUCAGGCUGUUCUUGAGGAAGAGGGAGUGACUUUAGAAGCAAUACUGUGUACACACAAGCAUUGGGAUCACAGUGGAGGAAACAAAGGGUUAAAAAAGAUUCACAGCUCUUGCAGAGUGUAUGGAAAUGCAGCUGAUAACAUUCCUGGCCUCACGCACCCUCUCUCACACAAGGACUCAGUAACAGUUGGCCGUUUGCACUUUAAGGCCCUCUUCACUCCCGGACACACAGUGGGCCACAUGAUCUACCUCCUGGAUGGCCGGGUGGUCGACGGACCCUCCAGCCUCUUUUCUGGUGACCUGGUGUUCCUCUCAGGAUGUGGGAGAAUGUUUGAAGGCAGUUCCACAACAAUGCUGUCAUCUCUGGACACAGUGGCCUCCCUAAGUGAUGAAACUCUAUUAUGGCCUGGUCAUGAGUAUGCGGAGGACAACCUGCUGUUUGCGGCUGAAGUCGAGCCUCGCAAUGCUGCCAGAGAAAACAAAUCUCAGUGGGUGCUGCAGCAGCGAGGCCAGAAGCUGUGCACGUGUCCCUCCACUAUCGGAGAUGAGAAGCAGUACAAUCCUUUCCUGCGCAGCCACUGUACGGAUCUCCAUCUGGCUCUGGGCGUCCAGCAGCUCCAGGAUGAAGACUGGACCCGGUUCAGAGCUCGGGUGCUGGAGGAGCUGCGUAAACGCAAAGACCUCUUCAACAGGAGAUAGUAUUUUAACAAAAUGACCAGCUGAAUAAUGGCGAACAGAGGAGUGAGCUCACCUGUUCUGGAAAGUGGUACGUUGUAAGGUAACUGUGGGCGGAGCUACGAGGUACUGAAUGAAAGGUUUAGUCUGUUCAUGGAAACCAGUUUUGUGAAUUCAAAAGGGCAUUAAGUAACUUUUGACCUUCAUCAUCGUGUAUCAGAGACCACUAGGAACAUCGUCACAACUUCCUUUUUACAUGAUACUAAUCAAUAAGCUUAAUUACCUCUACACAUGUAUAUAGAUGUAUACGUUUAUUUUGUGUUUAUAGACAUAACAGUUCUAAAAAAAAAUUCUGCGUUCUACAUAGGUUAAUUUAGCAUGUUAAGUACUGUAUUUUACUGCAUAGUCUGGUUUUAUUUUAAAGUACCGGUAAUGUAUUGUUUAUAAAUCUUUGCAUGACAUCAUUGGUAAGCUGGUUUCACAUUACAGUGUUGCUGAAAAAGAAUUAACUUCUUCAUGGAAGUUGUGGUAUUUAUUUUGUUUUGUUAUUUUCAACAAUAAUGGUACGGUUUAUUGAACAAGUUACGAACACUCCUUCCUGUCUGUUAAAGCACAAUGUACAGGGAAAAAAGUAUUUACACUAGCCGUUCAUGUGAAUCUCUGCUGAAUCCAAGAGCCAAUUUUCGUUUUGUAAAGAGAUGUCGCUGUCAUUCGUUCUUUACAAUGGUUGUGAUUGGGGUACUAGUUUAUUUAAUUUUUUACCAACAAGUUUUAUUUGAAUAAUUGUUGUAUUCUCUGAGGCCCACAGGUAUUAGAGGUGGAACAUAAUGAUUUCUACAUUUAGUAUCUGCAGGCAGAAUGAAUAGGAUUGGCAAGUGGGGGUCUGUAAACACAACAUUCAAAGUUGACCCCUCCCCCCCGGGGCUAAACAACACUAGAAGCGUGCGCCCCCUGACCUGGGUUUAGGUUUAGGGUGUAACCAGGUAGGUUAAAGCCAAUCCCAUAUUUACACUCGGAUUGAAACAAGCUUUGUCAGCUUGACGUUUCGCCCAGUUAUACAAAUAUGUUUUUCUGCAUAUUCAUAGCUUCUUCUUGGAUGCAUGUUUACGAUCUUACAUCUGGUUGCUUACAUUCUUUGUAGAGGUCGCACCCAGAAAAAUUCUGAAAAAAGCAAAAGAAGAAAAUACGUCUCUGCAGAUACAGACACCGCUUAACACUAGUGGGUCAUAAGUGAUUAUUGAGAGCGCUUGAUUUGGAGUCUAUACAAUAUUUUUGGGGAAAAUCCUACUCAUUCUGCCCUUUAAUGAAUUGUUUUCAAAUUUAGAAUUGCACUGUUCAUGUGUCAGUAGCACUGCGCGAACAUGAACACGUGUGAAGGAUUUGACUGGUAGCGCAUUGAAAUGUAUGAAUUAUGACUGAUUUGCGUUUGAAGAGAUGAUUUCUGAUGCUAACCUGUAGAAUAGAGAUAUUAUUAAACGUACAGGGUGAUGUUGAAUCAAGCAAUCUGUAGGCAAACACUAUGUUUUGCAAUAACUUUCCACUUUUGUUAAAAUGUGUUAAUAUUUAAGAGUAAGAUGGUGAUGGAAAGAUCUUUAAUUUUCUUUUUGAUAAUGUGACAUAGACUGUGGUACUCACAUUUAAGAAGGUAGUUUUAUAGCCAGUUUAAAAACUUUGGAAAAUUGUACAUAUAUUUUUUCUUAAUAUAUUGAAAGAUUUAUUAUACUUUGACGAUACAAUGGAUGCAAAUUAUUUCAGUAUAAUAAACAGUAUUCUUCCCCAGCACAUUUGAUUAUUUCUGUUGUCGUUUUGUAAAGGAAAUAUGCAGCCACUGUUUAGGUGGAGAUGGGCCAGAAUGCAAAGUAAUAAACCUUUUAAUCUUUUGAGGAGCUAUGAACACUUCAGAUUCCUGCAGUAGUGCGUGUAUCAAAGCACCCUGUCCCCUGGUGAUUGUUGACUAAAAUGUUAUUCUGUUUGUUUGAUGCAGAUUCCCAACCUAUUUGCAUAUGUUUGAGUUAUGAAAACCACCGCAUGGGAGACUGUUUUACUCCAGGUUACGUUUUAAUGAGGGAAUAUGAAAGUAAACCCCUUCAUUAGAGCUGCGGUUGUGUUAUUUGUUGUCUUUAUCAGUGUUCAGAACUGACAGCUGAGUUAUUUUUCCCACUGCUUUAACUUCCAUAAACUCAAACAAGACAAUAACCUACUUUAUGCAGAAGAUACUCUAGAAAAGAAAAAGGUGAACUGAACUUUCUGUCGACAAAGCAGUUUAAUAAUACGGAGCAACAAGCAGUAGGACUACAAACCAAUGGGUCUUCUAACCUAGAUUUGAAGUCUUCUGUAUACAUCAGAGGGACACUGAUGAAAUAGAAUCAUUACUUUAUUUCUAUAAUACUGUUUGCUUGUUUUCACCAACAUCAUAAUGCCCUUGAAAAGUCUAAACCUGUGAUGCACUUGACACAGUCAGAAGUAGACCUGCAUUGGCUCCCCUCUUUAUUUUAUUACUGUUCCUCCAUUAAGGGUGUUUUCACCAAAGACAUUUUGAUGUUAGCUACUAGAAGAACAGGUGUACAUAAUUAAAUUAAUGAUGGCUGAAUUCCACUG
Anoplopoma fimbria (sablefish) is the source of this 3654-nucleotide messenger RNA. It is a transcript of the gene pnkd, whose product is annotated as PNKD metallo-beta-lactamase domain containing. NCBI's taxonomy places the organism in Eukaryota, Metazoa, Chordata, Actinopteri, Perciformes, Anoplopomatidae. Bases 1 to 1080 code for a protein of 359 amino acids. Gene Ontology annotation, cellular component: mitochondrion. The record is from RefSeq and is a predicted model, not a curated record. Gene Ontology annotation, molecular function: hydroxyacylglutathione hydrolase activity. The transcript has 9 exons.